GACAUGAGGUGGAUACUGUUCUUCGUGACCCUUAUUGGGUCAAGCAUCUGUGGCCGAGAAAAGUUUUUCGGGGACCAAGUUUUUAGGAUUAAUGUCAGAAAUGGAGACGAGGUCAGCAAACUGACUUGGCUAGUGCAUUCGGACAACUUUAAGCUCAACUUCUGGAAAUCUCCCUCCACCUUGGGCCGGCCUGUGGAUGUCUUGGUCCCGUCUAUCAGUCUGCAGCCAGUCAAAUCCUUCCUGAAGUCCCAGGGCUUGGAGUAUUCAGUGACAAUUGAUGAUCUACAGGCCCUUUUAGAUAAUGAAGAUGAAGAAAUGCAACACAAUGAAGGGCAAGAACGGAGCAAUAACACCUUCAACUAUGGGGCUUACCAUUCUCUGGAAGCUAUUUACCGUGAGAUGGACAGCAUUGCCACAGAUUUUCCUGACCUGGCCAGUAGGGUGAAGAUUGGACAGUCAUUUGAAAACCGGCCGAUGUAUGUCCUAAAGUUUAGCACAGGAGGCGAGCAGCGGCCGGCCAUUUGGCUCAAUGCAGGCAUCCAUUCCCGCGAGUGGAUCUCACAGGCCACUGCCAUCUGGACGGCAAGGAAGAUUGUGUCUGAUUAUGGGAAGGAUCCAGCUGUCACCUCCAUCUUGGAGAAAGUGGAUAUUUUCUUGUUGCCUGUGGCCAAUCCUGAUGGAUAUGUGUACACACACACUCAAAACCGAUUAUGGAGGAAGACACGGUCCCUGAAUCCUGGAAGCCGCUGCAUUGGCACUGAUCCAAAUAGAAACUGGAAUGCAAGUUUUGCAGCAGGAGAGGGAGCCAGUGAUAACCCUUGCUCCGAAGUGUACCAUGGCCCCCAUGCCAAUUCUGAAGUGGAGGUGAAAUCGGUGGUAGAUUUCAUUCAAAAACACGGAAAUUUCAGAUGCUUCAUCGACCUGCACAGCUACUCACAGCUGCUAAUGUACCCCUAUGGAUACACUGUCAAGAAGGCCCCAGAUGCUGAGGAACUGGACGAUGUGGCAAGGCGUGCAGCCGAAGCUCUGGCUUCUCUAUCGGGCACUAAGUACCAAGUGGGCCCAAUCUGCACCACUGUGUAUCCAGCUAGCGGGAGCAGCAUCGACUGGGCAUAUGACAAUGGCAUCAAGUAUGCAUUCACAUUUGAGUUGAGAGAUACAGGACACUACGGCUUCCUCCUGCCGGCCAACCAGAUCAUCCCUACUGCAGAGGAGACCUGGCUGGGGCUGAAGACCAUCAUGAAGCACGUGCGGGACAAGCUCUACUAGACAAGGAGCCCCCGUCUACACUUCUGUGUACCCAUAAGCACAGCAACUGAGGCCACUCUUAAAGGAGCCCAUUCCUUCACGUUGAGUCAGGGCGCUCUGGCUCCGUACAGAACACAGGCCAGCCCUCUGCAGCCCUGCUCCUUGGAGUUCACGCCUCCCGUGAUGUACCUGGGAGAAGCACCUCUGCUAACCUGCUGUGCCUAGACCUGCUGUUUGGCUGAGCUUUUGGCUGUACCUUCCUUCCACAUGGCUGAUUGAGCAGGCCGCGUGCAGGGCAGCAUACCUCUACCUCAUUUCUAGAGCUAAAGAACAUCUCUGGUGAUUCUCUAGCUCCUUCACAUCUAGCCAAACCAGGCACCUGACUCUGGUGGGUGUCCCACAGGAGUGCUAUGGGAGACAAUGCUUGUUUUCAGUUGGGUCUCAAAGAUGACAUAGAGCUUCCUUGAAUUUCUCUCAGUCCUUCCAAAACAUUCUUCUCUUCUUCCCCCUCUCCUUCUCCUUCUCCUUCUUUCUCCUUCUUCUUCUUUGAGAUAAAGUCUUAUUAUGUUGCCUAGGCUGGCCUUAAGUUCCUGGGUUCAAAUGAUUCUCCUGUCUUAGCCUCUUGAGUAACUGGGACUACAGGCACACCCACCAUGCCCAGCUUAGGAACAUAUCUUUCUUUGAGCAACAAAUCCUAUAAGGUCCCCCCUCCCUCUUAUUUGGCCUGAAUACAAAGCAGAGACUCUCUUCCCGUCACUAGAUAAGAAUUUCCAGAUACUGCAGUUCUUAUCACUUUCUUCUCUUUACUGGGAUCCCAGAAGGGGAUCCGUGUCACUAUAGGUGCCACUCACCCAGGAUCAUGGAUGAAGUGGUGGACUAAAUUGCAGGAUUGCUCAAUUAUCUCCAUCUGUCCUAACAGACUCAUCUCCACUUUGCCUUUUGAACUUACUUCAAAGAUCUUGCCCUCAGCCUUCACAUCCUAAAUCAUUCCUCUGGCCUGGAUAAUCUCACGGCCUCAGUGCUUUCCUGUUUGUGCUCUGGUGUACCCUGCGUUUCCUUCUGUUUUCUUUUACUUUGGUCUUUAAAGUUGCCUUCUUCUGUUGUGUAUCCUAGACCACAAGUACCUACGUGGAACAAGAAUUUAUCAGUCAGAUGCCUCUUGUUCCAUCUCCUCAGCACGUACCAUCUGUCCUUUUUUUGUUUUGUUUUGUUUAUGUUUUUGCUAUUUUCAAACAUGUCUGUAAAUCUCAACCUUCUGCCUAGGAUUUGUGCAGCAUCUGGUGUGUGCUCAGAAGCCAAUAAAUAUUCAAUAUGAGUCUCA
Messenger RNA from Sciurus carolinensis (gray squirrel), 2569 nucleotides. It is a transcript of the gene Cpa4, whose product is annotated as carboxypeptidase A4. The record is from RefSeq and is a predicted model, not a curated record. Gene Ontology annotation, molecular function: zinc ion binding; metallocarboxypeptidase activity. The transcript is spliced from 11 exons. Lineage: Eukaryota; Metazoa; Chordata; Mammalia; Rodentia; Sciuridae. Bases 4 to 1269 code for a protein of 421 amino acids. Gene Ontology annotation, biological process: proteolysis.